AUAAAAUAUCUAACGGCCGGUCGCUCUGAAUGGAGGUUUGACAUCAACUACCACUCCCCCCAAUUGCAACUGACGACGACACGCAAAAUCCAUCAUCUUCCUUCUACCCCUUUUCUCUCUCUCCUAGGGUUUCAAACCACCAAGCUAUACUCCUCUCAUGGAGGACGCUUCCCCAAUUACCUCAUCUAUAUCUCCGUCCAACGAUGAAGGACCGUCAAGUUCGUUUUCUGGCGGUCCUUCGAGGUUACGGGAUCAUUUGUCGGAGGAAAGAGCAGUGAAUUCGCCGGAGCUUGUGCAGCAGCAAUCAAGUAUGUCGUACCGUGUUCGACACUCACACCGCCAGAUUCCAUCUUCCAGUGUAGAAGAUCCGCCUACUGAUGAUACUUUGUCUUGUGUUAUUGUUAUUCUCACAUUUUGGUUCUUUGUGUCUAUGACCCUCAUCAUGGGUAUCUUUGGAUCCGAAAAUUUACAACUUGGUCCAUAUAGCUCGAUUUUGCUAAAGCCUAACCCUUUAUUUGUACAUGCAUUAAAGGUGGAAACAUCAAAGCAUAUGAAAGUUGCUCCUGUUCUUUAUGGCUUGUAUACUUCUCCUUCUCUUGACAUUACUGAACUGUGGUCUGAAUCUGUUAAUGCUUCAGUUAAACCAGAGUCUCACAAGGAAUGGAUUUAUUUCUUGAACAAGGGAUCUCAAAUUAAUAUAUCAUACAAUGUGGAAAGCUCUUCGUCUUUGUUGCUCAUUGUAGCAAAAGGGAUUGAAGGACUUGCUGAAUGGCUUGAGGACCCAUCAUAUCCGGAUAGCACUAUGUCAUGGAAUGUCAUACAUGGAAGUGGUACUAUCACACAGGAUAUUUCAAGAUCUUAUGAAUAUUAUGUUGCUGUCGGAAAUCUCAACUCUGAAGAUGUUGAGGUCAAACUCAACCUCUCUAUAAGGUCUUCCUUGCACAAAAUUACAGAUUCAUAUUACAAGUGUAAUUUGACUCGGGGUGUGUGCAACUUAAAGAUUCCUUUCCCAGCUGGAAAUGCUGCUGUAUUGACUACUCCAGGACCAUUAGAGGUUAUUGGAAGCAGCAGAGAGAAUGUCAAACUAUCUUAUGAACCACGUUGGAUGACAUAUUUUCUUGGUAUAGGUGGGAUGACUUCAAUCAUGUUAUGGGCUUUCAACUUUUUGAAUAGGAUCAGACGUAAUAUAGAAGAUGUUGCUGAAAACCAAUCCGGCGACUUUGGGUCGGAGAGAGCUCCACUGCUGUCUCCAAAAGAUGAUGAUAUCUCUAGCUUGGGUUCUUCUUAUGAUUCCGGGUCACAAAAUGAUGAGGAAUCCCCAGAGGACUUGGAAGAAGGAUGCAGACGACUCUGUGUUAUUUGUUUUGAUGCACCUAAAGAUUGUUUCUUCAUUCCGUGUGGUCACUGUGCAUCAUGUUUUGCAUGUGGAGUAAGAAUCGCUGAAGCUGCCGGUACCUGUCCUAUAUGUCGACGUAAAAUGAAGAAGGUUAGAAGGAUAUAUACUGUCUGAUGGUGGGUUUAGUGUACAAUCUCUCAUAUAUAGCUGGCUAUUUGAAAAGCCUUGUCAAUUGCCAUUGAUCGGGAAAGCAUCAAUUGCUUGUCAUUUGGGCACUCUUGAUGAAUGGUGAAGCCUACUUUUUUUCAGGGUUAACCAUUUACCAUCUGUACCAUGCAUGUCCAUCGUAGUUAAACAAAAAUUUGUAAAGCAUUGAGCAUUCAUAUUUCACAGUAUUGGCCAAGAGAAAAUGAUGAAACUGGGGCCUGGGUGGUUUGACCCUCGCCAAACCCCUCUCUUUUGUAAUUUUUCUUUUCCUUAUUAUGUGUACAGAUAGUUGGGUUCUGUUGUACAUGUUUAAUGUAUUUAGCAAAACCAUUAAUUGGGUUAUUAUCAAAUCAAGGAGUAUAAUUUC
Amaranthus tricolor (Joseph's coat) is the source of this 1910-nucleotide messenger RNA. RefSeq names its product E3 ubiquitin-protein ligase APD2-like. The transcript has 10 exons. The record is from RefSeq and is a predicted model, not a curated record. The coding region runs from base 158 to 1510 and encodes 450 amino acids. Lineage: Eukaryota; Viridiplantae; Streptophyta; Magnoliopsida; Caryophyllales; Amaranthaceae.